Molecule: messenger RNA, 2616 nt
Organism: Gadus chalcogrammus (walleye pollock)
Lineage: Eukaryota; Metazoa; Chordata; Actinopteri; Gadiformes; Gadidae
Product: striated muscle preferentially expressed protein kinase-like
Exons: 4
Coding region: 195-749 (184 amino acids)
Molecular function (GO): protein kinase activity
Source: RefSeq, a predicted model, not a curated record
CCCCAUCACACACCUCUUCACCAAGGGGUUAACGCCAACCCUCCAGAACUUUUCGAAUCGCUAAUGCUUCUUCAAUCAGAAGGGACUUAUCACCCCCGGAGGCUGACGCCCGAGGACACACCGCGACCUGGCCUUUGAGACAUGGUACCGGGGGGGUAUUUGCAGAUCAUGUAACCCGCUGCAGACCUUUGGGGAUGUCAAAAGUGGGAUUACUUCAAGCUUUUAGGAAAGCCACAAUGAGCCAGGCGUCCGACCCCAGCACCCCUUCCAGAAGGGCAAAGGUCACCAAGCCGGCGGCGGCCAAGGCCGUGUCUCCGGACGAACCCGCGCCGCCCUGUUUCGUCCGUAAGCUCCGCAAGGCGGCGGUGGGGACGGGGUGCGACAUCCGCCUCAGGGUGUCCGUCCUGGGGAACCCGGAGCCCAAGCUGAGAUGGUACCGCAACAAGAGGCCGCUGCCGCCCAGCGAGGCCCAGGACCCAGGCGGCCUGUGGAUCAGGGACUGCCGGACCUGCGACGCCGGGCUGUACACCUGUGUGGCGAGCAACACCCUGGGCGAGGCGACCAGCAGCGCCGUGCUUGCCGUCAUGGACCUCGGAGAAGGACGGCGCCUUCCACAGCACAUUGUCCCCGUCAAGGCACCGGAAUUGAUGAGUGAAGGGGCCAGAGGGAAGAGUGCCACCUAUUGGGCACCACCCGACACCACUUGGUAUUCCCCGGCGGUCUCCCAUCCAAGUACUAACCUGGCCUGACCCUGCUUGGCUUCCGAGAUCAGAUGAGAUCGGACUCUGAGACCACAGAAGACGAGGCCACUGAGCCUCUGGGCCCCAUGGAAACCAAGGCGGGGCUGGGGAGGCCUCAAGGCACCCAUCGAGGACCCCCAGGUAAGACCCUCGAACACACACACUGGGUCUGUUGGGUUUUGUUUGCCUAUCUUCCACAUCUUAACACACACGGUUAGCUUGCUAACCGUGAUGUUCAUCCACAGUAGCAUGCGCAGAGACAAUGGCCCUCAUUUAUCAAACGAACGUAGAAAUUAGCGCAAAUCUGAACGCAUGAUUCAUUUUACGAUAGGACCAACGUGAGAUUCACGAAACUUUCGUAUCACACCAAUCCCAGCAUACGAAGGAUCUUGGUGUUGAUAAAUACGGCGGCUGAGAUCUAUCGUAAUUAAUUUAACACGCCCAUAUAAAAGCACGUCUUCAGAAGUCUCGCCCCUAACUUUUACAACAUGGAGAAACGUCCAACGGUAAAAAAAAAAGAGGAAUUUUUCCGAGACCGAAAUGGAGACGCUCGUGUCACUGGUGGAUGCGAACCGUCUGGUUUUGUUUGGUAGCCUAAAAGCUGGCAUUAAAGGCAAGCAAAAUAAUGCUAUAUGGAAGGAAAUAAAUGUUGCAGUGAAUAGUGUUUCCAAUGUUCAUCGGGCUACGGAAGAGGUUUGUUAAUUAAAUUAAUUAGGCUAAAUAAUAAAUUAAAUGUCAAAUUUCUGUUAUCCAGCUUAAAACAUUUCACAUAUAUGCUAUUGUUUGCAUUGCGUUAAAGUUAUUUUAUUCCGAAUAAGAUGAAGAAAAAAUGGUCCGACAUGAAGCUCAGCACCAAAAAACGUGUUGCGGCUGUGAAGCGGGCCAAGCAAGAAACGGGAGGAGGCCGGGUGGACCCUAGCCUUGAACUGACAGCAUUUGAGGAGCGAGUGGCUGGUCUCAUCGGGUCUCCCUCCAUUUCAGGCAUAAGUGGCAGAGGAGACACCGAUGCACUCCAGACCAGUCAUGGAAGUGGUAAAAAGGCCUUUGCAAUUAUUUAAAAAAUAUAUAUCUACAGCUUCCGUGUUACAAAGUAAUGGCACAAAUAAUCUCAUGAUUGGCCUACAUCGCUCCACUGUUGCCCUUGUGCGCGUGUGAGCGCUGUUAAAGUUGCGCUCCUGAUCCGUGUUCGGAUGAGCCAGAGGAGUUAUUAGGUAGGUCGUUCAGGGCAUAGCCUUUGUCACCUAGAUGAAUCAUAUCAAACUUUUAGUGCGAUGUCUUUUUUUUUUUUUCAAGAGAAAAAAAAGUGUGACUGCAGCGUAACUCACCGAGGAGAUGACUCUGACCAUGUAGUGCGCCCUGAUGUAGACGAUGCACAACGUUGCUAUUUUGGAAAAUAAAAGAAUCGUGCGUGCCCCCAGGCCAUCGGUCUACCAUGUUCAGGAUUGACAUUCUGGCAUCGCAAAUAAUCUGAACAUUAACUGAAUGGUAGCUUUUGCAGUUGAUGUACGCGUAAUCAUUAAUAGAUGGUGGCUUCAUACGCACAUGGGUAUACCAAUCAACCGCACCAAUCACAUUUGGAAACCUAGCAAUAGCAUAAAAAUCCCGUUUUAUUCCAGUUUGCUGAUCGUUAUUACAUGGGAAUUUAAUAUAACGUUCGGAGAGGGACAUUAUAGCUGCCAAAACUGCUGGCAUGGUUCGGCUAAUACUUGGCUGGGAAAUACCAGACCUGUCCCCGAUCUCCCGCUGAAAGGUCCCGGUGGCCAAAAACCCCAAGGUAGAUCACACCUGCACUGGCACAGGUAUUGCGUUUGAUCGCCUAGUUUCUCGCCUUAACUGUGGCUCCAAAAGCAUUGCAUAGCUCCAUCGGGAGAUGCCU